GCACGUGACGUCACAACCCCGCGCCGCGCAGUGACGUCACUGUGCGCGCCGCGCGGUGCCGGCAUGGCGGCGGCGGAGCAGGACCAGGAGGCCGCGGCGCCGCCACAGAAGCGCUUCUACCGGCAGCGCGCGCACUCGAACCCGCUGGCCGACCACACCCUGUGCUACCCCUCCCGCCCUCAGGACAUGGACUGGGCCUCGCUGUUCCCGAGUUUUUUCCCGCCCGACGCCCCCCCCGGGACCCCCUCGGCCCGCGUGGAGUUCGCAGAUGUGGGGUGCGGCUACGGGGGGCUGCUCG
Messenger RNA from Onychostruthus taczanowskii (white-rumped snowfinch), 298 nucleotides. Its product is annotated as tRNA (guanine-N(7)-)-methyltransferase-like. NCBI's taxonomy places the organism in Eukaryota, Metazoa, Chordata, Aves, Passeriformes, Passeridae. The transcript has 2 exons. Gene Ontology annotation, cellular component: tRNA methyltransferase complex. Gene Ontology annotation, biological process: RNA (guanine-N7)-methylation; tRNA methylation. The annotation marks the transcript as partial. Gene Ontology annotation, molecular function: tRNA (guanine(46)-N7)-methyltransferase activity. The record is from RefSeq and is a predicted model, not a curated record.